Malaclemys terrapin pileata is the source of this 1002-nucleotide messenger RNA. Its product is annotated as SRRM2 protein homolog rsr-2-like. The transcript is spliced from 2 exons. The record is from RefSeq and is a predicted model, not a curated record. NCBI's taxonomy places the organism in Eukaryota, Metazoa, Chordata, Testudines, Emydidae. The coding region runs from base 13 to 864 and encodes 283 amino acids.
AUUUCCAAGGGCAUGAUGGAGAGAGGCCACAAUAGGGACUCUGAGCAGUGCCGCGUGAAGGUCAAGGAGCUCAGACAAGCCUAUCAAAAAACAAAGGAGGCAAACGGUCGCUCCGGGUCAGAGCCGCGGACAUGCCGCUACUACGCCGAGCUGCAUGCAAUUCUAGGGGGGGCUGCCACCACUACCCCACCUUUGUUCGUGGAUUCUGGGUCGGGGAUAGUCUCGAUGCCUGAGGAUUCUGCCGAUGGGGUAGAGGAGGAGGAGGAGGAGGAUGAGCUUGCAGAGAGCACACAGCACUCCAUUCUCCCCAACAGCCAGGAUCUUUUUAUCACCCUGACUGAAGUACCCUCCCAAGCCUCCCAAGCCAGUACCCAAGACUCUGACCCCAUGGAAGGGACCUCAGCAGCUGCAAAUUCCUCAAGCCUCCCUCCUCCAUCCCGAAGGUUAUCACAGAUAAGGCGUCGUAAGAAGAAGACGCGGGAGGACAUGUUUUCUGAAAUUAUGCAAUCCAGCAGGAGUGACAGAGGUCAUCUGAAUGAGUGGAAGGAAACAGUUUCAAAGUAUAGGAAAGAAGUCAGUGAACGUGAGGAGAGGAGGGACCAACGUGAGGAGAGGAGGGACCAACGUGAGGAGAGGAGAGACGAUCGAGAUGAGAGAUGGCGGCAGGAAGACCAGAGGAUGAAGGAUGCAACGCUGGGGCUGCUCCGGCGUCUGGUGGAGGUUCAGGAACGGCUGCUGGAAAACAGACUGCCGCUUCAGCCCCUGUUCCACCCUCCCCCCUCCCCAUGUUCCGUAUCCUCCUCACCCAGACGUGUAAGAACGCGGGGGGGAGGCUCCGUACACCUUCCCAUUCCACCCCAGUAGACAGCCCAAGCAAAAGGCUGUCAUUUUUUUAACCUUUUCUUUGUGGCUUUUUCCUUCCCAGCAAUCCUCCUCCCAAAUACCACCCGGGUUCCCUCCCUCUUUUUCUAAUCUAUUAAUAAAGAAUAAAUGAUUUUUAAA